CCCAUCUCUGGACAAUAAGCGUGCUCUUCGCCUUCCCACUCUCCACUGUUCUUCUACAGUUCCCUCUCCCUCUGCUCUGCUUUCCCUUCCAUUUCCUUUGUCUCUCAAAACUUUUCAAUCCCUUCUUUCCAAUUCUUAGCGCCUGCCCAAUUUCUUCGGAUUCCGUUCGAAUUCCCCUGCGAAUUCUGCUUUUGAUUCCACAGGAAAGUUAUAGAAGUGACAGGAGGAAGUAGUAGAGGAUAAACGGGGAACUACAUAGGAGCAAGAAUAUGCCUUGGUCGAGUUCUACGGUCGAUAUGUUUCACAAAGUUGUGCGCCUGAAAAUAUGUUGUUGGUUUAUACUAUAAAUCAUUUCUUGUCCCAUUGAACCUUUCCUUCUUCAGUUCUUAUCUGCUUCAUCAUAUCAUCCAUGGGAUCCAAUCACUUUUUUAUCAUUGCUUCCGAUCUAUAUAUCAGCUGAAGCCAGAAUACAGUCUGACUUCUAACUCCCUUAGCUUCAGUUCUAUAUUCCAAUUCUAGGAGUUCAUAAUCUAUUUUCCAUCUUCGUUUGCUUAACAUUUUCUGAAUCUCUACGUUUGUUUGCUUCCCCUGUGUUGUAUUUUAUGGUUAGUCUAGUGUGAAGUUCGGUGAUCCUAUUUGGACUUGGUCUCAUUGUGUUUUCCCUUCUGUCUCACAUCAUAUUCGUUUUUUAGCAUAAUAAAGGGUCAAAAGUAGUUAUGGUGUGCCAAGCAGCGAGCCAAACACGAUUUCGGGCUUUGAAACAUGAAAAUGGGAUUGCAGGGAAGCCAACGAUUAUAGUUAAAGUGAUUGCAUGUUUUCAACCUCUGCAGAAUUGCCAGGCUGAGUACUUCCGCCAUUUGCUUAAACCCGUAACGUAGAUCAAUUUGUAAUUCUUCCGAUAAACUUAAGCAGGAGUUUUACUUUUGUUCUUUUAGUUGUUUGUUUCUGAAAGAAUCAGUAAUUGAACGUGGGGAAUCAGAGACAUAUACAUCUUGUGGUGAUUGUCUGUUGUUGGAUGGUUAAGACCGGAGGUUUUUGGCCGCAGUCUGGGCAUUCUGCUGGGAACCUGCCCAAUUUGAAUUGCAUGAACGAGCUGAUAAAUUUCAGGCUGCGAUGUCUGAACCCAGACACUUAUAUCUCUUCUGCACCGACGGAAUUUCGGGGAUCUUCUAUCCCACAUGCUCCAGGUUUGAAUUCCGAACAGAAGAAUGGGUUGCUGUAUAACUYCCCAUCUUAUUUCGGGACCAUGCGUCCCGAUGCACUUCCAUACCUUGUGGAGAAACACCACAAUUCUUCUUUAGGACUUGCACGAAUGACUUUACCUAGUUCAAAUGCCGAGUUGUCAAAGAGGGAAUUCAUUAUCUUUGAUCAGUCUGGUAAUCAAACAAGCGUAAUGUAUAGUUCUGGCUGUCCUGACGCUCGGAUCCCUAUCUCUAUUAGUGCAAAAAACUGCAGUCAUGGUUUAAAUGAUGAAGAAGAUGAAGAUGCCGGGGAUAUUGAUUUAAAGAAUUAUUUGUUUCACAAAGAUCCUUUGACGAAUGGAAUUGCUGGUGAGGAGAGCGAGAUGCAUGAAGACACAGAAGAAAUAAACGCCUUACUUUAUUCAGAUGAUGACAAUCACUAUAGCAGUGAUGAUGAAGUAACUAGCACUGGUCAUUCUCCACCGCUGAUUAAGGAACUUUAUGAUAAACAAACUGAGGAAAUGAAUGAGGAGGUUGCUAGUUGUGAUGGCCCCAGAAAAAGGCAGAGAUUGCUAGAUGGUGGGCGCAAGAAAUUGUCAGAUGCCCCAGUUUCAGUGAAAGUAGAUUAUGCAAUUCACAACUACGGAGUUGAUACGAAAUCAAGCUACACUGUUGGCGAAAGCCAAGGACAUCAAAUGGAUUCCGGAUUGGGAAAAUUUUCGUCGAAAAAGGACAAGAUCCGAGAGACUUUGAGGCUUCUUGAAACCAUGGUUCCUGGUGCAGAGGGAAAACACCCAAUGUUGGUCAUUGAUGAGGCUAUAGACUACUUGAAGUCUCUAAAGUUUAAAGCAAAAGCUAUGGGGCUGGCUACCACGCUCCCUCACUGUGAUGUCGGUCAAGGAUGUCAGGGCGGGAGAAAAAAGUGGUGACCAAAGAUUUCUUUGCCAGAAUGAUUACUGAAUUUGAAAAAUCAAUAUGGUAGCGUUUGCUUGCCUUUAUGGGACCCCAAGGACACCAAGAGGGAUUGUACAUAAUGGGCUACUAAAGGAAUUUAAGUAAAUAUGCAGAUACUGCACUUUGCUUGUUGCCAUUGAAGACAAAAUGGGUAAUGUUGACCAGAAAUGAUUAUCUAUUGGCUUUUGGGGCACUAAAGAUUAAAGGAAUCACUUAGAUUUGACUACAUAGGAGGUGACAGUGGGAGGUAUUUUCUGUAUUUUUGAGGGACCCCUCUUUUGCUUGAAAUUGUUGAGAAACCCCAUGAAUUUAGUGCAUGCGCAUUUGGUUACGCAGGCCCCACCCUCCACUCCCCCCCUUCUCCAAUAUUGUGCUUCCCAUCUCUUUACCUUUUAUAGAUAGAAAAAGAGAAAAAGGAAGAAAAUUUGCAGAUAAUGCAAGGAAUUGUGAGAGUGUAGUGUAGCAUUGUGUUUCAUGAUGGAUAUGGUGGGAGCUGAGCUGGAGUUGCCCUUUAAUCAAUGAUGUCGUAAAGGUAAGCUUGUUUUUUUCUUGCAAAGUGGGAAGUGAUUGCUUUUUUGUACAGAAAGUUGUGAAAGGUGGUGCUGCUGCUCGUGAGGUAUUUCACUGAAGUUGGCUUUGGAUUUGCUGUUUCUAAUGCUCUGUCUGUUCUGUGAGUUUGUCAGUUUGAGUUUGAAGAUGAUGAAUAAUUGGUGGAUGAAUGUGUUUUGUCAUUAUUGUUUUGUAUUCUCCACCAUUUUUAGCUGUUCUUUUCUUCCCUUCUGAGUGUUCUUUGCAUUUUGUUUAAAUCUGUCUGGUUUGCCUGUAUCCCCACAUCUCUGUAACAAUGAAGUUUGAAUUCUUAUAAAUUUUAAGCAGAGUUUCUUGUGGGUUGGA
Messenger RNA from Momordica charantia (bitter melon), 3029 nucleotides. It is a transcript of the gene SAC51, whose product is annotated as transcription factor SAC51. Lineage: Eukaryota; Viridiplantae; Streptophyta; Magnoliopsida; Cucurbitales; Cucurbitaceae. The record is from RefSeq and is a predicted model, not a curated record.